Molecule: messenger RNA, 2499 nt
Organism: Dimorphilus gyrociliatus
Lineage: Eukaryota; Metazoa; Annelida; Polychaeta; Dinophilidae
Source: the annotation of a GenBank genome assembly
GAUGGGAAAGAAAUUAAAACAACAAAAAUUGAAAAAGGAAGACAAAAGUCGUACUUCAUUUUUAAAAAUAAUUGAAAAUGAACCAAAAACCAAAGAUGAAAAGGACUUAGAAAGUUUAAUCUUUGGAAAAUCUCAGCCGAGUGAACAUAAUCAAAUAUUAAACGAAAAGAAGGCAGAAGCUGAUGUUACUGAGCAAUCAGAUAAAUUACCUGAAGCGGCAUGGAUUGAUGAAGAUGAUGAAGACGAUGACGAAUAUGAAAUAACUGAAAGGCUGGCAACCCGGAAAAGAAAACUUAAGAAAACUGUCACGAAUGCAUCCUAUUCGAAAAUAUUGCGUAAAAAUUUUGAAGACGCUAUGGGGAAAAAAACUUGGGCCGCUCAAAAAAUAAAUAAAAGAAGGAAAUCAGAGGAAAGCGAAGACGAAAGUGAUAUAGAAGAACUUUUGAAAAGCACUGAUACCUAUUUAACAAACAAAUCAGGAACUCUUUCAGCUGGACUUCUUCACAUCAAGCGCGUGACAGAUGCAAAUAAGGAAAGACGUUCGAAAGGACAGUUGAGAAAUGUUGAAUUUCAUCCUAAUGCGCAAGUCUUUUUAAGUUCCGAUAAAGUAGAAAAUUCUGUAAAACUUUUUGAAAUCGAUGGUAAAUAUAAUCCCCUAAUACAAACUGUGGAAUUGAAGAAAUGUCCUAUUUAUUCGUGUCAUUUUACAAAGAAUGGCAAAGAAAUAUUGAUUGGAUCAAAAGGAAAUGCAUUUCACUGCUACGAUAUGAUUGAAGGGAAGAUUAAUCGAAUAAAUCAUCUGAGAAGAAGCAACGAUUUAGACACAACAUAUUUUAAAGUAUCUCCCUGCGGUAAAUAUUUCGUUGUGCGUGGUAAUAAUGGAUUUAUGCAUGUUAUAACAACGGAUACAAAAGAAAGAAUUGAUUCAUUAAAAAUGAAUGGAAAAGUAUUAGAUUUCGAUUUCAAUUCGGACGGAUCUCGACUCUAUUCUUGUGGCAACGAUGCAGAAGUAUACAUUUGGGACCUCAACAGGCGACAGUGUCUAAGGAAAUUCAUUGAUGAAGGUGCUUUAAUAGGGACGUCUAUAGCAGCAUCUAAAAAUGGACAAUACUUAGCCUGCGGCUCAUCAACCGGUGUAAUCAAUAUAUACGAUCAGGACGGUUUGGAUUGCGGUACAGCAACGCCAUCUCCCGUCAAAAGUUUGAUGAAUUUAACAACCAGUUGUACACUUCUGAAAUUUAAUAACACAAGCGAGAUUUUAGCCUGCGCAUCGGAGUCAGAAGCCAAUGCUUGCAAACUAGUGCAUGUGGAGUCUUUGACAGUUUUCUCAAAUUUUCCACCGUUUCGUAAACGUCUGGGAGUUCCAACAUGUUUAGACUUUUCAUUGAAUAGCGGUUACUUUAGCGUAGGAAACCGCGGUGGAAGAGCAUUUUUAUUUAGAUGCUUGGCGCGCAUUGCAAUAGCGGCGGCCAACGGUAGAGUUUGUCCUUGCAAUUGCGGGCGUUAUAUGGAUACGACUGCAAUCACUCUGCUGCAUUGGCAGGAUUUCGAAGCCGAUCCAACGGUUUUGGAUGACGUUGUAAAAAAGAAUGACGAUAAUACAGAAGAAUGCUCCCAUUUAUAUUUAUACGACGAAGAUGGUUUAAUAAGCAGCCGUCGCAGAGAAAUGCUGGAGAAUUUACGAGAAAAUUAUCUCAGUCAGCCUAUAGUGAGAAAGGUCGAUGCCGAGUGCAUUGUUAAAGUGGGAGACAAUCUUACUAUAAGGAUAAGUGGUAAGAAAACUGAUUUGUAGUUUAGUUUUGAAUUAACAAGCUAAAUGAAAAAAUGAGUUGAAAUAAGAGAUUUUCCUGAAACGAUGUAGCCCUAUUUAAUAUCACACCCCGCAGCAAAACUGGCUGUAAUUCUCAAUACUGCGCACGACGCAAUUCGUCAACCGCUCCUAGGCAUGCUGGAACAAAUUGGAAGACUUAUAGAAGAAGGCGAAUCCUUUUGCGUUGAAAUGAUGUUCCACGAAAUAGUAGAAGAAUGGUUUAAAAAUUGGAUUGGUCAACAAUUAGAUGAAAACGGCAGUGGACUACGCAGCAUGUUAACUGACUGUCCAAUGAUGGGAAGUAGACAUAUUGGCAGUUGUAGGACAGAGGGGGCUUGCUUUUAUAUUACAAAUAGAACCAGGAAGAGACGCUUAUGUUGUUAUGACAACGCAGAAAAAGAAGCUGAUUAUUCGGCAAAAGUUAUCGUAUCGACAGAUGACGUACUUGGUUCAAGUAUAACUGCUGAUAGUAUGGUUGUAAGAAUACAAAGUUCUUCAGAAUCCGCUUGCUUAAAGUACCUAAGAAGAAGGAAAAAUUUAUGGACCAAUAGUGCCACCUAUCGCCGCUUCGGUAAAGGCGUUCAGUUAAGUGUUGCCAAAGAUAACGAUAAAGAAAAUUUAAUCAGGACCAAUUCUGAGCUUGUAUUCUAAUGUUAAAACAUUUGCUUUAAUAAAACAUUCAUAUACUG